CUCGCAACCACCGCCAAUGCCCAUUCCUGGAUCGAACAGCUCAUGGUUAUCAACCCCAACAAUGGCAGCUUCAUCGGUACUCCAGGCUACCCCCGAGGCUACAUCCCCCGCACAUCGCCCGACUUCAACGACGACGCCAUGACCUAUCGACUUCCAUCAAACGGGGUCAACCUUACAAAAGCUGACAAGAUGUGCAUGGAUACCCAGACAAGUCCGGACGACCAAAAGCCUGACCUCCCACGUCUUCAGGCACGGCAGGGGUCCGCUAUCGCUCUCAGAUACCAGGAAAACGGCCAUGUGACUGAACCCCAGAACCAAGAGGGAAAGCCCCCGAAUCGCGGAACAGUCUAUGUGUACGGCACGACCGAGCCCAGCGAAGAUGAUAGGAUCAUCGACAUCCACAAGGUCUGGAAUGAAGACGGCACCGGAGGCGACAAACGCGGAAAAUUGUUGGCAACACGGCCCUAUGACGACGGCCGAUGCUAUCAAAUCAACGGUGGCGACAUCUCGAAGGAUCGCCAGGCCAAGUUCAAGCACACGGCAGAUCAGUUGAUGGGGACCAAUUUGUGGUGCCAGACUGAUAUUAAACUGCCGGAUGAUGCGGAGGGUGGGAAACAGUACACGCUGUACUGGGUCUGGGACUGGCCUACUCUCCCUGGUGAGGACGAGAGCUUGCCUAAUGGGAAGCCAGAGCUGUAUACGACCUGCAUGGACGUGGAUGUUACUGGAAAAGCAGACACCAACACGAAGGUCCAGGCCAAGUACGAUGAUACACAGUCUCUUAACGAUGCUUCCAUUCCGGGUCAAUUUGCAAAGCUCUUC
Molecule: messenger RNA, 822 nt
Organism: Aspergillus glaucus CBS 516.65
Lineage: Eukaryota; Fungi; Ascomycota; Eurotiomycetes; Eurotiales; Aspergillaceae
Exons: 1
Source: RefSeq, a predicted model, not a curated record